Molecule: messenger RNA, 780 nt
Organism: Corylus avellana
Lineage: Eukaryota; Viridiplantae; Streptophyta; Magnoliopsida; Fagales; Betulaceae
Source: RefSeq, a predicted model, not a curated record
AUGGGCAUGCGCAUGCCUUCCUUCGAAGUCUCCAUGAUCCUCGUCAUCCUUACCUUUUUAAGCCUCAACAAAGAAGGCAGUACUGCAACUUUCCUGGAUUAUUACUGCUCAAACACCCCUACUUUCACUCCCAACAGCACCUUCCAAUCCAAUCUCGCUCAACUCCUCUCUUCCCUUUCCUCCAACGCCAGAUGCAAAGACGGUUACUACAACAACACCGUCGGCGAAAACACCGCCGACGCUGUCUACGGCCUCUUCGUCUGCCGCGGUGACCUCACCGUCCAAGACUGCGUAGAUUGCGUGGCAGGUGGAACCCAAGAUCUGAGUCUGCAGUACUGCGUUAGAGGAAAACAGGCCGUGAUCUCGUACGAGGAGUGCAUGUUGCGCUACUCAGACGAAUAUUUCUUCUCCAACAUGAACACGCAGCCAAGCCUUUACCAACUGACUAAGUACAAUCUUUCUGAUCCAGCUCGCUUUAACCAGUUGUUGAUGGCAACGACGAAUGGCUUGGUAAGCCGGGUUUCAAAUGCCGGAAUCAGUGGUGCCAAAAAGUUUGCCACAAAAGAAGCAAAUUUUACGGGGUCUCAAAUACUCUACACACUUGAGCAGUGCACGCCUGACAUAUCCAGCUCUGAUUGCAGUAAGUGUAUACAGGAAGGGAUAACGUUAAUGCAGGAAUGUUGUAGUGGAUACCAAGGGGCAAGAAUUAUGUUUCCUAGCUGUAGAAUCAGGUUUGAACUGUACCAGUUUUACCGAAUGCUUAAUAUUGUUACAAAUUAA